AUCUGGCGUGCGAACCGUUCAAAGUGCGGCUCGGUAUUUUUUUGUGCAUUUUUGGGCAAAUUGCUCUUAAACUGCACUUUAAAUAGAAGUUAAAAUGAAUUUAGAACUUUUAGAAUCCUUUGGGCAAAACUUUCCAGAGGACUUUGACGGUGCACUAGAUUGUAUAAGUAUUGCAAUAACUUGUUCAUUCAACAAACGUGGCACUCUGCUGGCAGUUGGCUGUAAUGAUGGAAGAAUUGUUAUUUGGGAUUUUCUCACCAGGGGGAUAGCCAAAGUGAUCACUGCUCACGUCCAUCCUGUCUGUUCUCUCAGCUGGAACCGUAAUGGUCAUAAACUUCUAAGUGCUUCCACAGACAAUAAUGUAUCAAUAUGGGAUGUGACGACUGGGGAGUGCGAGAAGUCCUACAGGUUCCCCUCCCCAAUUCUUAAAGUUCAGUUCCAUCCCAGAGACUGUAACCGAUUUCUGGUUUGUCCUCUGAAACAUGCAGUGGUUCUGGUCGACACAGAAAAGAAACACAAAAUUAUUCCACUGGACGAUGAGUCUGAUUUGAACAUUGUGGCCUCCUUUGACAGAAGAGGGGAUCAUGUUUAUACAGGAAACGCCAAAGGAAGGGUUUUGGUAUUCAACGCCAGUACGUUAGAGAUUGACGCCUCCUUCAGAGUAACCACGGGAACAAGUAAUACCACGGCUAUCAAGUCUAUAGAGUUUGCCAGGAGAGGAAAUUGUUUUCUGGUGAACUCAGCAGACAGAGUCAUACGUGUUUACGAGAGUGGAGAGGUGCUAGCAUGUGGUAAAGAGGGAGAGCCAGAGCCCAUACAGAAGUUACAAGACUUAGUGAACAGAACACUGUGGAAGAAGUGUUGUUUCUCUGGGGAUGGGGAGUACAUAGUGGCCGGGUCCGCCAGACAACACUCUCUGUACAUCUGGGAGAAAAGUAUGGGAAACCUGGUGAAAAUCUUACAUGGAACUAAGGGGGAAAUGUUACUGGAUGUCGUUUGGCACCCAGUGAGGCCAAUUAUAGCCUCUAUAUCCAGUGGAGUGGUUUCCAUAUGGGCUCAAAAUCAAGUGGAAAACUGGAGCGCUUUUGCUCCUGACUUCAAGGAGCUGGAUGAGAAUGUGGAAUAUGAGGAAAGAGAAUCUGAGUUUGACCUGGAGGAUGAAGAUAAAGAGGUCCAGGAAACAAAAGGUGCUGAUGAGGAAGACACAGAGGUAGAUGUGACGUCUAUAGAACCCAUUGCAGCAUUUAUCAGCAGUGAUGAAGAAGGAGAGGACGAGGAAGCCUUGUUAUACUUGCCGACGGCCCCGGAAGUUGAAGAACCGGAAGAGGGCUGGGGGGUGCCGCCCCAGGAACAGCUGACGACUGAAGAACCUCAGACGAAAAGUGAGAGGAAGAGAACAGCUCAGCAGUCACCAGAUUCACAGCCAGCCACCAAGAAGAAAAAGCUGAAACCUGUGGACGUAGAUCUGCCAAAUGCCCCGGCUGAUGAAAUCCACCCACUUCUCAAUGUUAAGAAGCCUCAGGAGAAGAGUUCAUCACGGAAGUCGCGGCCUGGCAAAGGUCAACAGAAGGCCAAGGCCAAGGUGCCGGCAGAAAUUCAAAAAUAUGAUUGUUCUCGUAUUUAUUCGCCAUAUCAGGAAAUAGGUCAUUUUAGCGGAAGUGAUGACCUAGUUAGCGGCAUAUUUGUUUGUAAGCAAAUUCUUGAUGUGAGAACUGCUGUUUAUGUGGGAUCGAAUAAUAAUUUAACCAACGUAAUGGCAACAGCCAGACAUAAGGAUCAGUUAAAGAGCUAUCUAGCAUCGCACAGAAGUCCGGGGAAGGUGGUUGCUGAUAGCAAGUCUGUCGGAAACGCAGGGAAAAAGUCCAAAAUUGAAAAUGACAGACCCUCAUCAGGAGGUGACGUAAAUAAUAUAACCAGAAAAUUCACGAAAUCUGUUAACGUAUCCUCGGGACCAAGUUCUCCAGCAUCAAAACCCCAAGACAGGAAAGUAGCAACAAGACACCCACACAUUAAAACUGCAACCAGUGUCACAAGAAGAGGGAAUUCAGUCAAACCUGGCAAAGUUUCUAUCAACGACCUCCCAGAUGAAGUUUUACGUCAAGUAUUUUCAAAGCUUGGAGCAAGUGACUUGCUGACGUCUGCCAGAGUGUGUACAAGAUGGAAGACACUUGCAAAUGACAAUAAACUGUGGCAACAGAUGUUUAAACUGUAUGCAGUGAAGGUGAAAGGACCCCUGCCAAAGAUACCACAACACCCCCCAACUGCCUUCUGGAAGAAACACUGUAUUGACAGGUGUUCUAAUCAUAGAAAUUCAAGGGCACUGGCAUUACUGAAGAAGCAGAGUCCAUUUACAUGUUUGCCAAUGAAAACCAAAGAAGCACUUCAGAGGGCUGGUGUCAGGUGGCAUCUAGUUCUGACAGACAGCAGUAGCAUAGAACACACUUUGGUCUGCCGCGAUAUCUUCUACUUCCCCAUGUCUGUGACCUUGAGGUGGUAUGACCUCCAGAUGCCCUCUCUGGCCAGCAUCAGGAAAUUGGCAAUUUAUGCUGUGAAUCCAGUCUUUUUCAAUGACAAGGGAGAACCCUACAGCAACAGUCCCUGCCAGAGAUCUCUACUUAAAGAAAUGGCCUUUGAAUGGAGGAAAUUGUCUUCUAGAUUAACUGUAGAUGGCGCUGAUGACCAAGUCCUUAUUCACUGCUUGUCUGAUUUAGGAAUACUGCUGGCAAGGUGGAAGGGGGAUGGUGAGUUGGCAUUUAUUGCUGUGUCUCUUCAUUCCAACAUGUUAGUACAGAGAUCCCUUAUGGGAACAACAGACAGCGCCUACCUCCCCACCCCACACAAGAUUGUAAAGGAUGAUGUUGACUCUCAGUACGGUCUCCAUGGUUACUCAUGUACAGUAGAGCUACGAAAUUUCAGAAAUAGCUACUGGAGUCAACAAUUUCAACAUUUACACUGCAAGAGAGAACACAUGGGUGGUGGUUUUGCUGUGCUGUGUGCAAUCCGUCCAGACUUCACCUCUGAUCAUGUGCCAAUAGAUAAGAAACUCAAUAUGCCAUGGAAAACUGAUCUUUUCAAAAACAUUGUGCAGGACGUUUGCGUCUUAGAUUUGACAUUACUUGAUGAAAGAAAAGACCCGAUGUGGUGUAUCAGCUCACCAGUGGCAGUACAUCAACCAAAACAUAGUAUGGUGAAUUACGACUAUGGGGGCGACAUGUACCACAUUGCCUAUGCUGAUAACAGAGGCAGAGUAACACUGCAGUUAAUAUGGGAACCAGAGAGAGAGCAGCUGAUAAUAACCUGUUUGGAACUGUCUCUCUCUUCUCAAACCAUCAAUCAUUGGUUUGGAACAAGUUAUUGACACCUUUUCCAUAGCAGACUUACGCAUCCAGCAGGGUCUAGAAACGUGUUGUCUGGCAUCAAAUACCGCUACAAGACACAGGACUGUGGAUGGUUCAAAUACCAGCAGAAGAUUCAUGGAAGACAAAGGUCUAUGCCAUCUGUACAAGUUCUGUGGCCAGCUACUGUGUGCAUAAGGCCUUUUACAGGCCCAGAGGUACGCUUCAAAGUACACUUAGUUUGAUCUGUCCUCUCUGAGAGACCAGCCUGGAUAUUCAGACAGUCUGUUACUGGAGUGGAGCCCACGCAAAUAACACAGUCAGUGACGAAGCAAGCUCAAGUAUGAGAAGGUGUGAAAGUGUGCAAAAUCUUCUGAAGUGUAAUUGUCAUUAAGCUGGCCUCUCAAAAUAGUGGACUGGUCCAGUUUUGAUUUGAAAAGGGCCGUAACUCAGUGGGCCCCCGAGGUACUACUAGUCCAAAUCCUAGUUGAGCCAGCCUGACCAUGACAUUUCUGGACAGUGGCAAAAUAACAGCUAAAAUUGUCAGUAGUCUGGUUGGACAUGUCACUUUGAAAAACUGUUUUCACCUAAAUGCUUAUGUUCACUUGUCACAGACUGGGGGCCAACACAGACAACUGCAAUAUCGACUUUUGAAAUGUACCUUUUUUAUGUUGGGUUCUGGGAGAUAACAGACAGUAUCUCUUUUAUAUAUAUAUAUAUAUUGGUGUACUGUCCACAUGAUGUCUUGAAGUUCAAGGCUAGAUUACUAUGAAGGUCAAGGUCAGAUGACUAUUAAGAAAUGGCCCCAUGUGAUAGAUAAACAGGGACUUCAUUUAAUGUUUGUUAAUAGCUGUCAGUGCAAGAUAAUCUAUGAUAUUUUCUUUUAAUUUUUCUUUUAUCAU
Molecule: messenger RNA, 4237 nt
Organism: Lingula anatina
Lineage: Eukaryota; Metazoa; Brachiopoda; Lingulata; Lingulida; Lingulidae
Product: F-box only protein 15
Cellular component (GO): SCF ubiquitin ligase complex
Molecular function (GO): protein binding
Source: RefSeq, a predicted model, not a curated record